CUGAAAGCUAACUCAUUGAGUUUGGUAGAAAUAUGAAGAUGAAGAAAAAGAUAUAUUCCAUAACGAACAAUGAGUGUAGUGAAGAGAACGAAAAGAUAGAUGUGGAAAAAAAAGAAGAAAAACCAAAAGACAAACUUCCAGAAACCGUUUCUACCUUCGGACUAUUACGAUACAGUAAUUGUAGCGAUAUUGCACUAAUGAUGCUUGGUUUGGUAUGUGCAAUAAUUCAUGGAGCAGGACUUCCUGGUGUUUUGUUUAUUAUGGGAAAAGCUACAGAUGGUUUUGUCAACAGUGGUAGAUAUAAAUCUCUACUCAACGAUCUUGACUACAACAAGUAUAAUGUAACGAAAGAUGAAGCUUUGAACAAUAAAACAAUACUCCAUCAUAUAAUUGGCAGGGAAAAUCUAACUACUCAGUACAACACUUACAAAAAUGCACACGAAAAUUUAUUGGAUGAUAUGAGAAAAUAUUCUUCAUAUUACGCAAUAAUUGCUUUGGCUAUAUUUAUAAUCGGUACCAUUCAAAACUUCAGCUGGAAAGCCACUUCACAAAGGCAAAGUUUUAAAAUUCGAAAUCUUCUAUUCAAAUCAAUCCUAAAACAAAAUAUGGGAUGGUUUGAUACUCAAGAAAUCGGUGAAAUUAAUACAAGAUUAACGGAGGAUGUAAAUGUUAUACAAGACGGUUUAGGGAGCAGUUUGGCACUCUCUCUUCAACAAGCAACGACAUUGAUUCUUGGUUUCAUUAUAGCAUUUAUUAAAGGAUGGAAAUUAGCACUGGUAAUUUUAUCAUGUAUUCCAUUAAUGGUAAUCACUGGCAGUAUUUUGGGAGGAUAUCUGGGAAAGUUAACGAAAAGAGAGUUAGACGCCUAUGCUAAAUCAGGAUCAGUUGCAGAAGAGGUCCUAUCAGCCAUUCGAACUGUUAUGGCUUUCAAUGGCGGUAAAAAAGAAUGUAAACGUUAUAAUGAAAAUUUAUCAGAGGCAGAACAUCUUGAUGUAAAAAAAUCCAUUCUAUUUGGUGUAUUCAUGGGAGCUUUAUUUAUGAUUAUAUUUGGUGGUUACGCGCUAGCUUUUUGGUAUGGAUCAAAACUAGUACAUAACAAUGAAUAUACUGUUGGGGACAUGUUGACAGUUCUCUAUGCCAUAAUGUUCGGAGUCUUCUCUGUUGGACAAAUCGCUCCUGGAUUACAAAAUUUCAGUGGUGCCAAGGGCGCGGCUUAUGUUAUCUAUAAGAUUAUUGAUACCAUUCCUCCUAUUGAUAGUUCGUCAACCGCAGGUGAAAGACCAGCUCGCAUUGUUGGAAGAGUUACGUUUGAAAAUAUAUGGUUUAAAUAUCCUUCUCGUCCCGAUGUUCCCAUUCUGAAUGGUCUGAAUCUAGAUAUAACUCCAGGCGAAACGGUUGCUCUCGUUGGUUCAUCCGGAUGUGGAAAGUCUACAACUAUACAACUUUUACAACGAUUUUAUGAUCCAUUACAGGGAAAAGUAACCAUUGAUGGAAAAGAUAUACGAGAACUGAAUGUUGAAUGGCUAAGGCAAAGCAUUGGUGUUGUUUCACAAGAACCUGUUCUCUUCGCAACAACAAUUGAAGAGAAUAUUCGAUAUGGAAGAGAAGGAGUUUCUUUAGAUGAAAUUCAUGAGGCUGCGAAAUCUGCUAACGCUUACAACUUCAUCAUGCAACUACCUGAUCAAUUCAACACUUUGGUAGGAGAAAGAGGAGCCCAGCUGAGUGGAGGACAAAAACAAAGAAUCGCUAUUGCUAGAGCUUUGGUUCGAAAUCCAAAAAUAUUACUUUUGGAUGAGGCGACAUCAGCAUUGGAUACAGAAAGCGAAGGUAUAGUUCAAGAAGCACUGGAUGAGGCGAGAAGAGGACGAACAACAAUCGUUGUUGCUCAUCGACUGAGUACUGUUCGAACUGCAGAUAAAAUUGUUGGAUUUAAAGAAGGAAAGAAGAUUGAAGAAGGAGCCCAUGACGAUUUAAUGAAGAUUCAAGGAGGAGUUUACCAUCAUCUAGUAACAUCUCAAAGUGCAAAAGAAGUUGAUGAUGAUGAUGAUGAUGAUGAUGAUGACAAUGAUGAACUGGCUUCAUCGGUUUCCAAAGUAGAGUUCGAAAAUGAAAAAAACAAAUUGGGAAAAACUUUAUCGCAAUUUUCUAAUAACGUUAAUGUAAAGGAAAGUUUCAAAACGAAGAAAGAAUCUGAGAAAGUAGCUGAAGGGCCUUUCAGCAGAGUUAUGAAAUUAAAUGGUAAAGAAUGGAAAUGGAUUGUUGCGGGAACGUUUGCGGCUGUAAUUAAUGGAGGGAUACAACCUGCUUUCUCUUUCAUUCUUGGAGAAAUUCUAGGAGUGUUUGCUUUAUCAGAUAUAGACGAACAGAGACGAAAAAUUAAUUUUUAUUCUUUAGGUUUAGUGGGAAUUGGAAUCGUUAUGGGUAUUUUAAAUACUAUACAAAACUUCUCUUUUGGAAAAUCAGGAUCAGCACUAACGAAACGUAUUCGAAAAAUGGCUUUUGAAAAAUUAAUGAGAAAAGAGAUUGCUUACUUUGAUAACCCAAAUCAUGCUGUUGGGGCUUUAACAACACAACUUGGCACUGAUGCUUCAGCAGUUCGAGGAGUCACUGGAUCCAGAAUAGGUUCUUUGAUACAGGCUUUCUCAACUAUGAUUGUAGGCAUCGUUAUAGCGUUUGUUUAUUCUUGGAAACUGACUUUGGCACUUUUUAUAUUUGUACCCAUAAGUAUUGUGGGUGGAGCGAUUCAAGUCAAAUUAAGUAACAGACAACAAAUAAAAGAUCAAUCAAUGCAUGAUGAAAGUGGAGAACUGGCUGUGGAAACUAUAACUAAUAUGCGAACAGUAGCUCAACUUUCGAAAGAAAGAGACUUUUAUAAAAGAUAUCAUGACUUUCUUAAAAUUUCUUAUAAGCAGAGCUUUCCCAAAGAUUUGUUUGCUUCCACAGUCAUAGCUUUUACCAGCUCUUCUAUGUUCUUUGCAUAUGCCGUCUGUUUUGUAUUAGGGGGAUAUUUAAUCGAUAAAGAUGAAUUGAAUUAUGGUGACAUGUUUAUAGUAUUUGGAGCUGUUGUUUUCUCGUCUUUGGGAGCCGGUCAGGCAAAUUCAAUGGCACCUGAUUAUGGUAAAGGUAAAGCGGCGGCAAAUAGAUUGUUUAAAUUGUUUGAUAGUGAACUGGAAAUUGACUCCUUCUCCGAAGAAGGGGAAGUUCUUCCUCAAGUUUCGGGAGAUGUAUCUUUCUCUGAUGUCACAUUCAGAUAUCCCAGCAGACCUGACGUUCCCGUUUUAAGAGGUCUCACACUCAAAGCGAACAAAGGUGAAACUCUUGCCUUGGUCGGUACAAGCGGCUGCGGAAAAAGCACAGCCAUUUCUCUUCUAGAACGAUUCUAUAAUCCGUUGAGCGGACUUAUCACUUUGGACGAACAUUCUAUCGAUAAAAUGAAUGUUCAAUGGCUAAGAUCUCAAAUUGGAAUUGUACAACAAGAACCCAUCUUGUUUGAUCGUUCAAUUGCUGACAAUAUCGCUUAUGGAGACAAUUCAAGACAAGUUUCUAUGGACGAAAUUAUAAAAGCGGCUAAAGAUGCGAAUAUUCAUGAUUUCAUAUCAAAUUUACCGGAUGGUUAUGAAACUCGCGUGGGAGAUAAAGGAACACAAUUAAGCGGUGGACAGAAACAAAGAGUUGCUAUAGCUAGAGCAAUGGUGAAAAAUCCUAAGAUAUUACUGUUGGACGAAGCGACAUCGGCUCUCGAUACAGAAAGUGAGAGAGUUGUUCAAGAAGCCUUGGACAAAGCGCAGAUUGGACGAACUUCCAUAGUUAUUGCACAUAGGUUAUCAACAAUUCAUAAUGCCGAUCAGAUAGCUGUUAUUCAUCUUGGAAAAGUCGUUGAACUUGGUACUCAUUCUGAAUUGAUGAAUAAACAGGGGAAAUACUAUAAGCUUUACACUCAUCAAUCGGCUCAGAAGUGA
Molecule: messenger RNA, 3959 nt
Organism: Dimorphilus gyrociliatus
Lineage: Eukaryota; Metazoa; Annelida; Polychaeta; Dinophilidae
Source: the annotation of a GenBank genome assembly